This is a messenger RNA of Babesia microti strain RI, 816 nucleotides long. RefSeq lists its product as hypothetical. Bases 1 to 816 code for a protein of 271 amino acids. Lineage: Eukaryota; Apicomplexa; Aconoidasida; Piroplasmida; Babesiidae. The record is from RefSeq and is a predicted model, not a curated record. The transcript has 2 exons.
AUGAAUUUAUUAUUGCAAAAUAAUAAAUAUAUUAACAAAAUUUUUAGUUUUAACUUCAGCUUCCAAACAAAGAAUUUGGAAUUUUUUAAAAUUAAUAAUACUUUCCGAACUAUCAUCAGUGAUUCCACUGAAAUUACGCAAUAUAAUCCCUUAACAGCUGAAAAUUGGGUUGAAAAAUGCGUAUUUUACUCUAGGAAUGAAUGUAUAAAGCAUAUUAAACCAGAUAUUGGCAUUUUGAUACGCAAUGAUUUGAAUGCUUUACCAAAUUUAAAUUUUCCUCACAAAAAAAAUGCAUUAACCCAACUCUGUAAGCAUUUAUCAAAUUGGAAUUGCUGUAAUAUUGAAACUUGCAGGUCAAUACGUUCUGAAAUUGAUAAAAUGUCCCUAAAUCCCAUUGAAAAUGAUGGAGUAUUUCAUAUUUAUCUACACGGAGCUAAAGGAUUAAAGAAUAGGAAAAGAAAUGUAAGACUUUGCAGAAUGGCUUUAAACAAAUUUUAUAGACAUGAAGGCAUUGAUAACUUCGACCAAUUAAUAGACUAUUUGGCAGUAAUAGGACUAUACUAUAAACCAGAUUUAUCUACAAAGAGGAGAAUUGAAAGGCUGGUAGUUUCAAUGUUACAAGUAUCCCAUCAAUAUAACAGCGCCAAACUUGCAAUUGCCUGUUCCAGAUUAAAGUUAGACGGAAGGAAGAUAGCCCCAAUUUUAUACAAAAAAAUGCUUGACCCGCAAACUUUAUCACGUAACAAUCGACUUUCUAGAGCCCUCGUAAAGUGGAGAAUUGCUACAAAUUGGCCUAAUUGGCCAAUCGAAUUCUAG